GCAUUUAGGAAAUUAAUGUUAAAAAUCUGUAACAUUGAACAAAAAGAACCGACAUCCUGAUGUGGUAUCAGUGUAAUAUUAGUUUAUUUAGUGCUUUUAAGAUGUCUGUAACAGGUGAUACACAUGGAUUAGAGCGAUAUAAGGAUAAUGCUUGUGUAUUGCUUGGCGCAGGCAAUCGACAGAAACUCUCAUUCUGCGAGCUUAUGAAUGCGUAUUAACAGAAAUUUAAUUUCUUAACGCAUCUUACCACCCUAUCAAGAAGAUAACUACAGCACGGAUGGAAAACGGUAUAAAAUAAGUAUUUAUCAUGGCGACCAUAAACUCCUCGACAAACCUAACAGACGAGAGUUCUGGGUAUUAUGCCCAGCUUAUACCAAUCGCGGUGUUGAUUGCCUUCGUUAACGGCGUCGUAUUUGUGCUUUACGCCAAAGACAAACAUCUAAGAACACCAGCUAAUUAUUUGCUGUUCAGUUUGGCAGUAUGUGACUUUAUGACAGGGCUUAUUAAUAUUCCUCUAUUCAUUAUUGUGUUCACAAGAGUAUUUGCUCCUCAACCUGGCAAGAUUUUCGGAUUUUUCGUGGUAGUUCUGCAUAAUAUGGUAAUAGUUUCAGUGGUUUACCACAUCUUCUUAACAACCGCCGAAAGAUAUUUUUCAAUCGUUCACCCGUUUCGUCACCGAUGGAAGAUAACAAAGGGUACAGUUUUGAAGAUUAUUCUUGUUAUUUGGUUGGCUGCCAUCGUGAUAGCUUUCCUGCCUAUCGUGUGGUUUCAUAGGUUCAUUUACUUUCAAGAGAACAUUUCAUCUGUAACUCUACAGAUACAAACGGGUCAUAAUAUAUUCUGUAUGGUUUUUGUGUUUCUUUUGCCAUAUACUGUUAUGGUAUAUUUACAAGUUAUUAUGUUCAGAAAUAUUCGGAGAAGGUCCUUUAAGUUUGGCAAACAAGAAAGAUUAAGCUGUACUGCAGUAAACCGAAAAGUUAACAGCAUGAAGCGAAGUCUGAUCAUUUUCGCGCUCAUGGCUUUUUUUUAUGCUGUUUGUUGGUUUCCUUGGUAUGUGGUCAGCCUCCUCAUCAAUCUCUGGUUUCCUCUUAGUUACGAAGCACAGAUUGUUCUUUCGAAGUUUGCUCAUACAUUUGUCAUAAUAAGGUAUUAUGCUUCCAUUGUCAAUCCGGCCCUUUAUAUAUUUCUUAAAAGGGACUUCUUCGCGUCUUUAAAGUCCAUCGUUCUACGACGUACACCAAAAAGAACAAACAACAGUCAAGCCACAAGUUUGAUCACGGAACGCACAGUUAAUAGAGAAUAUGCUCUAGGCCUGUUAACGGGGCAGGAUAAAGAAGCACUAUAGAAUCUUUCGGUGGUUUAGAACU
Molecule: messenger RNA, 1367 nt
Organism: Pocillopora damicornis (cauliflower coral)
Lineage: Eukaryota; Metazoa; Cnidaria; Anthozoa; Scleractinia; Pocilloporidae
Product: neuromedin-U receptor 2-like
Biological process (GO): G protein-coupled receptor signaling pathway
Cellular component (GO): plasma membrane
Molecular function (GO): G protein-coupled receptor activity
Source: RefSeq, a predicted model, not a curated record